AUGUCUUCUACCACUAAAACUAUCACACUUCUUCCGGGCGACCACGUGGGUGGCGAAAUCGUCGACCAGGCCGUGCAGAUCCUCAAAGUCAUCGAAGAGUACACUCCCUUCCAGAAAAUCAAGUUUGAAUUCAAAAGCCACUUGAUUGGCGGCGCUGCCAUUGACGCCACGGGCUCGCCUUUGCCCGACGAGUCGUUGGAGGCUGCUAAAAAAUCGGAUGCUGUUUUGCUUGGAGCCGUUGGCGGGCCCAAAUGGGGCACGGGUGCUGUCAGACCCGAACAAGGAUUGUUGAAAAUCAGAAAAGAACUUGGACUCUAUGCCAACUUGCGUCCUUGCAACUUUGCGUCGGACUCCCUUUUGGAGCUUUCUCCAUUGAAGGCAGAAGUGGUCAAGGGCACCAACUUCACUGUUGUGCGUGAGUUGGUGGGCGGAAUCUAUUUUGGAGAGAGGCUGGAACAAGAAGAGUCCGCAGACAAAGACGUGGCAUGGGACACGGAAAAAUACAGCGUGGCGGAGGUCACUCGUAUCACAAGAAUGGCUGCUUUCAUGGCUUUGCAACACAAUCCUCCUUUGCCCAUUUGGUCCUUGGAUAAAGCCAACGUUUUGGCCUCUUCCAGAUUGUGGAGAAGAACAGUCGACAAGGUCAUGUCGGAAGAGUUCCCUCAAUUGACUGUUAACCACCAGUUGAUUGACUCUGCGGCCAUGAUCUUGGUCCAGAGCCCUACCAAGUUGAACGGUAUUGUCAUCACAUCCAACAUGUUCGGAGAUAUCAUCAGUGAUGAAGCUUCGGUGAUCCCAGGCUCUUUGGGUCUUUUGCCUUCUGCGUCUUUGGCUUCUUUGCCGGACACAAACUCUGCUUUCGGUUUGUACGAGCCAUGCCACGGUUCUGCUCCUGACUUGCCUCCUAACAAGGUCAACCCAGUGGCUACUAUUUUGUCUGCGGCCAUGAUGUUGAGAUUGUCUUUGGACUGCGUCAAAGAAGCAGAAGCGUUGGAAAAAGCUGUUGGUGUAGUGUUGGAUUCUGGUGUCAGAACAGCCGACUUGAAGGGCUCCAGUUCCACCCAGGAGGUGGGUCUGGCCAUUGCUGAAGCUCUCAAAAAGAUCUUGCAAGAGUCUGCUUAA
Clavispora lusitaniae ATCC 42720 is the source of this 1122-nucleotide messenger RNA. It is a transcript of the gene LEU2, whose product is annotated as 3-isopropylmalate dehydrogenase. NCBI's taxonomy places the organism in Eukaryota, Fungi, Ascomycota, Pichiomycetes, Serinales, Metschnikowiaceae. Gene Ontology annotation, biological process: L-leucine biosynthetic process. The record is from RefSeq and is a predicted model, not a curated record. Gene Ontology annotation, cellular component: cytosol. Gene Ontology annotation, molecular function: 3-isopropylmalate dehydrogenase activity; magnesium ion binding; NAD binding.